CGCAGAGCGUUGUGUGCUCGGUGCUGCGCUGGUCGCUCCCCGGCGCACAUAAACUAUCUUCGCAACAUUGGUUCAUAUAUUGCAAUAGGUGCAUUGACGUAACCGGAAUACGUUCAAUCGAUUGUAAUGCUCCCUAAAAUAUACAUCGCCUUUAUUUCGUUACUGAUACUUUUGGAAGUCGUGCCCUUGAGCGCAAGAAUCGGCAGACACAGAACAAAGAGCAUGCAUAAAUCGAAGGCUAAGAAACCACACAUAUGUGUGGGAAGCACGUGGAAAACAAUAGGCAAGUACAGGUUCUGGCAGCGAGUGGCGUGUGCGCAGCGCAGAGCUGGCAGCAACACUACUGCGAACGUGGGUACAACGACGGACAUUAUGGACUUGUUGCCAAGCCAAGAAGCUGGCCCACCACGGAACGCCAGCUACGACCCCAACUACGGAUACGAACCCUACUGGGCCGAUGGAGGCUGGGUGUUUGAUAAAUUUGUCCCAAAUAAAACAGGGUCGAAAUAUAUUUGCGGGGUUCGAUGUUCCCUGAUAUUCAUCCAAUACGGGAAACUUUGUGCAAGGAACGACAGAGGUCAAAUAAAAAAUUUUGAGAGUUUUUGCGCUAUGAAGAGUUUCGACUGCAGAAAUAAAGACAAAUGGACACCAAUGUAUAGAGGAGAUUGCUUCAGAGAUUUGGAACCUUACUACACCAGAAAUAUCCUGUAUAGAGCACAAAAGGCUAUUGAGGACGUAAGCAAGCGACACAAACACCUUGAACCCUACGUUGGUAUUGCGUAACCGUGCAAUUAAACAAUUAUACUUUUAUAGCUUAUCUUUAAU
Spodoptera litura is the source of this 825-nucleotide messenger RNA. RefSeq lists its product as uncharacterized. The record is from RefSeq and is a predicted model, not a curated record. NCBI's taxonomy places the organism in Eukaryota, Metazoa, Arthropoda, Insecta, Lepidoptera, Noctuidae.